Molecule: messenger RNA, 951 nt
Organism: Dictyostelium discoideum AX4
Lineage: Eukaryota; Evosea; Eumycetozoa; Dictyosteliales; Dictyosteliaceae
Gene: pcmA
Exons: 2
Coding region: 1-951 (316 amino acids)
Cellular component (GO): cytosol
Molecular function (GO): protein-L-isoaspartate (D-aspartate) O-methyltransferase activity
Source: RefSeq, a predicted model, not a curated record
AUGGUACUAAUACUCGACAACGAUCUUAAACCGUUAUAUUUUACUUUAGCAAUUAUCAGUGCGUCUUUUUUAGUGAAAAGAGCCUAUCAAUCAACUAAUAUUUAUGACUUUUUCAAUAUUAAAAAAAAAUGCAACCCAUUCCCUCAAUCACAAAGUGAAUUAGUUGAUUUACUUCAUUAUCAAAAAAGAAUGGUAUUAAAUAAAACAAUUGUUGAAACAUUAAAAUUUGUUGAUAGGAAAUUAUUUUUAGAGAAUAAAAAUGUAGAGAAUCCAUAUUAUGAUGAACCUAAACCAAUUGGAUAUAAUGCAACGAUAUCAGCACCUCAUAUGCAUGCAUUGAUGUUAGAUCUUUUAGCUGAUCGUAUACCAAUGAGUAAUGGAGUUGCAUUGGAUAUUGGAUCAGGAUCAGGUUAUGUUACAGCAUGUUUAGGACAUUUAAUGGGUUGUACAGGUAGAGUUAUAGGUGUUGAACAUAUUCCAGAAUUGAUUGAAAGAUCAAUAGAGAGUAUUAAAAGAUUGGAUUCAACAUUAUUAGACAGAAUUCAAUUCCUUGUUGGUGACGGUAUAAAAGGUUGGAAACAAUUAAAAUAUGAUAUCAUCUAUUUGGGUGCUGCCAUCGAAUCAUUACAAGUUGCACGUGAAUUAAUAGAUCAAUUGAAAAAUGGUGGUAGAAUAGUUAUGCCUGUUGGUAAAUCAAACGAUUUCCAUGAACUCAUGGUAGUAGAUAAAAAUGAAGAUGGUAUUGUAUCAAUUAAAUCUUUAGGUGUUGUUAGAUUCGUACCUCUAACUUCAAAAGAAAAUCAAUUAAAUCCUAAAAAUAAACCAAAUGCCACAAAAGUUACAAAUAUAAAUGGUGAAAAAACUUUAAUUCGUUGUGAAAUUAUACCAGCUCCUGAUUCAAAUUCAAAUAAUAAUAUAAAAGAAUUUGAAAAUUUAAUAAAUAAAAAAUAA